UAAGAUUUAUUUUAUAUAUUUUAAGAAUUCAGGAUUUAGGACAAUUUUCAAACAAUAAUUCAAAAUUCUAUUUUCUCAUUAAUCUUUUAAUAAAAUUAAAAGUUUAUUAUAUUUUUAAAUAAAAUUAAUAAUUUAACUUUUUCUACUUGAUCAUGGCGAGAUAGUUAAAGGGGCUGUGUCAUAGGGUCAAGAGAAAGCACUCUCUUUACCCUUUAAAUAAGACAAAAGGAAUAAUGUUAAAAAGUCUUUAAAUAUCAAUUUUUUAAUAUUUUAAUAUUUAAUCCUCAGGCCAUGUCAGGGAAAAAAGUUUUUAAUUAUACUUCACUAAGGUUCACUAAAUAGAUGACAAUGAGUUAGGAAGUUCUUUGACAGAUCAAGAAAUAUCGAAGUUUUUUUUUUAAAAAAAAGGAAUAAGGACUAUAAAAUAAAAAGUCUUGCACAGAGAGAGAGAGAGAGAGAAUUAGAAUUUAAGAAAGACAACAAUAUACAAAAGACUAAACUCAUUAUAACAAGCCUAGUGGCAAUAUAACAAAUAAUAAUACAGUAUUUAAUUUGUAAUUUUCUUACAAAUUGUGUUAUCUAUCAUCUCUGUAUCUAAAUUUAAUUGCUUCUUUCGUCAUCAACACAAAAACUAUAUUAUGAAAUGCGUUAAUGGACGUUUAUGGAUGGUAUUUACUUAUGCAUAAGUUAUGCAUUCAUGGACGUUGAGUUCAUCGCUGCUUAAUACUAGUAUAUCAGGAAAAAAUCUUUAUAGUAUCCUCCUCAAUUAUUCACGUACGGGAUCCAAUUUGAUAAUAAUAACCGUCAAUUAGUGUUGAUCAUUACAUGUACCAGGUACACUCUCAAGCAAAUAAAUAAUUAAAUAAAUCCUCGCCUGACAAAACAUAUUUAAUCAUGUAACUGUACUCACAAGCAGGUUUUAAAUGAUGUCUCAUCCAGGCAACGUAUUAUAUAUUUUAUUGAUGUAUGCUUGCUAACUAAUAACGAGAUAUGAUUAAAGGGAAAUGAUGUGUGUGUGUGAGUGUGAGUGAGUGAGAGAGAGAGAGAGAGAGAGAGCAUGAAAAGAAAGAAUUGCGUAUAAGUUUUAAAUAAAAAAUUAAUAAUUCUCAAGUCGUAAUCACUUGUACGCACAAAAGUUUAAUAUUUAUAAACAAACCACAUUCCUUCAUUACCCUACCGAUGGAGGAUCAUAUCUUGGAAGCCAUGGCGACCUCUUUUGCUUUCCUAGUUCUCUUUGUUUUGAUGAAACUUGUCCAUAACAUAUGGUGGAGGCCUAAAAGUGUUGAAAGAUUAUUAAGGAAGCAAGGGAUCAGGGGCACUUCAUAUCGUCCCUUAAGAGGUGACAUGCCAGAAAUGGAGAAGUCUGUCAGAGAAGCGUCUUCUAAGCCCAUCUCCCUCAAUGCCCAAGUCGUCCCACGAGUCAUCCCUUUCCUUCACAGCAUGGUUGAGCGAUAUGGAAAAGUUUCAAUAUGUUGGUUUAAAAGUACUCCAAGGUUGAUAAUUGGAGAGGCAGACUUGAUAAGGUUGAUAUUUGAAGAUAAGAACAGUGGGAUAGUGCACCAACCUGUCAGCCCAUUGGUGUUUCUUCUACACAUGGGUCUAACUACCUUGGAAGGUGAGAAAUGGAGUAAACGCAGAAAGCUGGUAACUCCUGCUUUCCACUUUGACAAGUUGAAGGGAAUGGUUCCGGCAAUUUCAAGCAGUUGUUACGAACUGUUAGAGCGGUGGCAGAAACAAGUGGAACCACAAGGGUGGUGUGAAAUUGACGUUGCUCCUGAACUCGAUGCUCUGGCCUGUGAUGCCAUAGCUCGAACAGCCUUUGGAAGUAACUACCGAGAGGGAAAGGAGUUAUUUCAACUCCAGAAAGAGCAAACUUUGUUGGCGCUUGAAGCCUAUAACUCAAUUUAUGUCCCAGGUUUCAGAUUCAUACCUACAAGGAAGAACAAGAGGAGGUACCAAUUAUACGACCAAGUCAAAGGAAUAUUGAGGAAUAUGAUACAGCAAAGAGAAGAUGCAGUGAAAAGUGGAGAAUUGGGAGAAGGCCUAGAUUUAUUGGGCUCAUUAUUGCAGAGCAAAGAACAGAGCAAUAAUGAUUUGACAAUAGAGGAUGUGAUAGAAGAAUCCAAAUUGUUCUAUUUCGCUGGUCAAGAGACCACCGCCACCCUCCUCACAUGGACCAUGAUCUGCUUAUCCAUGCACCCAAAUUGGCAGGAGAAGGCAAGAAAAGAAGUAUUAGAGAUAUGGGGCAGAAGAAAGCCUGAUUUUGGAACGAUUAAUCGCCUUAAAAUCGUAUCAAUGAUACUUCAUGAAGUGUUGAGACUGUUUCCCCCUGUACCUAGUUUCUUCAGAUGCACGACGCGCGAAACCAAGGUAGGAAGGUUAUUGAUACCUGCAGGGGCUGAGCUGUGUUUAUCAGUGAUGCAUGCUCAUUAUGACACCAAUUAUUGGGGCGACGAUGCACACGAGUUCAACCCAGAGAGAUUCUGUGAAGGAGUUUCAAAAGCUUCAAAGGAUCAGAUGGCUUUCUUUGCAUUUGGUUGGGGACCAAGAAUUUGUUUGGGCCAAGCUUUUGCCUUGAUUGAAGCAAGGAUAGCUGUAGCCACAAUCCUUCAACAUUUCUCAUUUCACCUCUCCCCUUCUUACGCUCACGCGCCUCACCUUCGCAUUAAUCUAAAGCCACAGUACGGUGCUCCCAUCAUUCUACGCCGUAUCUAAGCUAGUUGUACCAGUCCAAGGACAUCUGACUAGAUGGGCUCUUGGGUUGAAUACUGUUAUCGUCCUAAAGAAGUCAAGGCCCUUUAAACUGUACUGUUGAUUAUGAUAUGGAUUUGUUUAUAAUUAAUAUAUAUUGAUUGAUGAUUGAUGAUUGGUUGGUUGGUCUUGAAA
Molecule: messenger RNA, 2886 nt
Organism: Prosopis cineraria
Lineage: Eukaryota; Viridiplantae; Streptophyta; Magnoliopsida; Fabales; Fabaceae
Product: cytochrome P450 CYP72A616-like
Exons: 5
Coding region: 1180-2715 (511 amino acids)
Molecular function (GO): heme binding; monooxygenase activity; iron ion binding
Source: RefSeq, a predicted model, not a curated record